Dreissena polymorpha is the source of this 2571-nucleotide messenger RNA. RefSeq lists its product as uncharacterized. NCBI's taxonomy places the organism in Eukaryota, Metazoa, Mollusca, Bivalvia, Myida, Dreissenidae. Gene Ontology annotation, biological process: mesoderm morphogenesis. Bases 1 to 1485 code for a protein of 494 amino acids. Gene Ontology annotation, cellular component: extracellular region. The record is from RefSeq and is a predicted model, not a curated record. The transcript has 11 exons. Gene Ontology annotation, molecular function: growth factor activity; heparin binding.
AUGUACCACGGUUAUCAAGGUAAAUGCAAGUACAAUGCCGGCCCAUGGGGAGAGUGCAAUGCGGACACAAAUACUCAACAGCGCGAGCGUUCACUGAAGCGUGGUGGAGGCGAUUGUCCACCCGUUCAGGUCCAGGAACGGCCAUGUCGUGGACAGAGAGGUGCCUGUAAAUAUAAGCGUGGGACCUGGAGCAUCUGUGAUCCAGUAUCAAACAAAAAGACGAUGUUGAUGACACUGAAAACUGGUGGAUCACAGUGCCCACAGACUAAAACUAGAGAGAAAGAUUGUAAACGUCAAAAGAAGUCAUCAAAAGGAUGUGUAUACAAGAAAGGCAGGUGGGGGGAGUGUGACCAGACCACAAAUGUCAAAGUCAUGGUCAAGACAUUGAAGAGAGGGGAUCCAAACACAUGCAAACCCACCAUGACUGUUGAGAAAAUCUGCAAACGCAAACAUCAAGGCCUUAAAAGUAAUUGCAAGUACAUAAAAGCAAGUAAAUGGGGAAAGUGUGACCCAAAAACAGGUCUCAAGUCCCGAGAAAUGGUCCUGAAGAAAGGUCGUUGCCAGCCGAGAAUAAAUGAGACCAGACCCUGUGGAAAUAAAAAGAAAAAGAAAGAAGAAAAUCAGAAUGGUUGCAAGUAUGAUAAGAGUGCAUGGAGACCUUGCGAGGCGGCGUCCAACACAGUGUCACGCACACUGACCUUGAUAGAGGGCGAUCCUAGCGUAUGUAACGCCACAAAAGUUCAAACAAAGAAGUGCAAAGAUCGACAUCUACGUCCACAUUUGUGCAAGUACCGUCGCACAAGCUGGGGUGAGUGUGACGUGACAACAAACAUGCGACAGAUGGUGAAAACUCUUAAAAGAGGUGACCCAGCAAAGUGUGAACCUACACAAACGAUUGAGAAGAAAUGCAAAUCUAAGAAAAACAAUGUUAAUGUAUGUCAGUACAAGAUGGAACCAUGGUCAGGAUGUGAUCUUACAACAAACACGAUCACUCGUCGUCAGGUCUUGACAAGUGGUCCUGCAACAUGCACGCCAGUGAAACAAUAUUCUAGGAAUUGUAAAAAACAGUGUCGGUUUGAGAGCGGGGAAUGGUCAGCAUGUGACAAGGAGACUUACCAGACCACCAGAGUGGACAGACUCCGGCCUGGCUCUCUGGCCACAUGUCCUAGCGCCCGCGUGCUGUCCAAGAAAUGUGGCAAGGGUGAAAAAAAGUGUGUGUACGGGACAGGGACCUGGUCAGAGUGUGACACAACAGAGAACCCAAUGCGUACCCGUACACAGAUCCUGAUAUCUGGUGGGUCCAACUGCAAACAAGAGAAGAUAACCAAGAAAUCGUGCAAGAAGAAAAACGGACAAGUGCGUUGUUUCUACGGCCCGUGGGGUGAGUUUGAUGCUUGUAAGAACGGUGUACAGAAGAAGAUCCGUCAUGUUAUACAAGGAGGUCUCGAGUGUGAACUGAAGUCUGUGAAAAUGAAGGCUUGCUAAUGGAUCUUGUACAUUUGUAUGUAAUCUGUGCUCUGGAAAAACAGGGCUUAAUGCAUGUGUGUAAAGUGUCGUCUCAGAUUAGCCUGUGCAGUCCACAGAUGACACUUUUGGCAUUUACGCAAGUCUCUUCUUAACCAAAAUCUUGCUAGAGUUGUUUGUUAUUGUUGUUUUUUUUUUAAAUGUGACAGUAAUUUUUCUUAAGUUUCUUAUAUCCUAUUAAUCUUCUAACACCAAAACUAGCAAUAGUUAAUUAUCUUAGCAAUUUGGGUAUACUUUAUGUAGCCAGCUCUUUUUUUAGAAUUAGAAUCUAUAUAAAGAUCAAGUUAAAUUCACUACAUGUUAUUCAGCAACAUUCUGGAGGCUUCGUAUGCUUGUCAACUGUAUGCUUCGUAUGCUUGUCAACUGAAUACAAAUGAGACACAGGUUAAUCAGGAACGAUACUUCACAGGCCUUAAAUAAAAGUGGAAUGUGUAGUCCCUGAUAAGCCUUUGCAGACUGCACAGGCUUAUCUGAGAUGACACAGGCUUAUCUGAGAUGACACAGGUUUAUCUGAGAUGACACAGGCUUAUCUGAGAUGACACAGGCUUAUCUGAGAUGACACAGGCUUAUCUGAGAUGACACAGGCUUAUCUGAGAUGACACAGGCUUAUCUGAGAUGACACAGGCUUAUCUGAGAUGACACAGGCUUAUCUGAGAUGACACAGGCUUAUCUGAGAUGACACAGGCUUAUCUGAGAUGACACAGGCUUAUCUGAGAUGACACAGGCUUAUCUGAGAUGACACAGGCUUAUCUGAGAUGACACAGGCUUAUCUGAGAUGACACUUUACGCAAAUGCAUUUAACUCCAUUUUCUGGGAUUGAGGCCAAAAUCGUUGGAUAUUUUUAUUGUCUGUGCCCAAAUACUUUCAAAUUUGCUGUUCAAAAUCAUGCCAUAAUGUAUACUGCUUGAUAAUUGUAUAUUAACAAUUGAUCAACUGUGGUUAUGGAAUUUAUACAUUAUUUUAAUCAAUUGUUGUAGUUGUUUUUAUUUACUGAUUUAUCAAUUGAAGAUACAACUAUUCUUAGUCAUUUUAACCUCAAAUGUUGCU